AUCUGCUCAGAGUCCAAGGUCUGGGCUCGUCUGCAGCUACGCAUUCCGCCAGACUUAAAUAGCCGGUGCUCCUCUCUCCGAUCGCUUGGGUGUCGCAGUCAACCAGCAAAACAAUGAGCGCCACUGAGAGCACCAACCCCGAGCAGCAGCAGCAGAUCGACCCUGCCAUCCUCCAGGAUGCCUCCAUCGAGAGCAUCGCCAGCUUUAUCGCAGAGCAGCAGCCCAGGAACAUCAUCGUCAUGACGGGCGCUGGCAUCUCCACAGCUGCAGGCAUCCCAGAUUUUCGAACUCCUGGCACCGGUCUCUACGACAACCUGCAGAAAUACAACCUGCCCUAUCCGACCGCCGUCUUCGAUAUCAAGUACUUCCACAAACGGCCCGAGGCAUUCUAUGCGCUUUCAAAGGAGCUCUAUCCGAGUCUGUUCAAGCCCACGGUCGGCCACUACUUUAUCCGCCUGCUUGCCCAGAAGCAGCUCCUCCUCCGCAACUACACCCAGAACAUCGACACCCUCGAGCGCAUCGCCGGCAUCGACCCUGAGCUGCUUGUCGAGGCCCAUGGAUCCUUUGGCACAGCUCGUUGCGUCGGCAAGCUUCUGAAGACGGCCGAUCCCGUCCCAAAGCCGCCCGGCGAGGCCGGCGGCGAAUCGGGCGACUCGGAUGAUGAAGAUCCCCGGCUGAUUCCAGGCCACUUUCAGCCUCCCUGUGGUGCAACUUAUUCGAAGGAAUGGGUGUAUGACCAAAUCAUCGCCGAUGGCAUUCCCAGAUGCACCAACAACGGCUGCGGCGGUCUUGUCAAGCCCGACAUUGUCUUUUUCGGCGAGAGCCUCCCCGACCGCUACGGAAAGCUUGUUCCCAUCGACUUUCCCAAGUGCGAUCUGCUGAUCGUCAUCGGCACCUCGCUGAAGGUGUAUCCCUUUGCACGUCUGAUCGACGGCGUCGACGACAAGGUGCCCCGGCUCCUGAUCAACCGCGAAGAAGUCGGAAGCUUCGGACACAAAGUCUUUGGGUUCGACUUUGAGCACGACAAGCAAGAAUACCACCGGGAUGCGCUGUUCCUCGGCAGCUGCGACGAGGGUGUUUUGCGUCUAGCCGAGCUGCUUGGCUGGAAAGACGAGCUUUUGGAGCUGGUCGAGCGCGAGCACAAGGCUCUCGAGGCGCUCUCCGCGCAACAUGCUGUCUCCGCCGCACCUGCCUCGGAUCGUCCGGCGGCGCAGCCCGUGCCUGGUGAAGGCAGCGGCGCUCGCAACGAGACCACUGUCGAAGCACACGCCGACGAGACCGGUCAUGCCGCUGCCGAAGCUGACGCGGAGGCCAUCGACGAUAUCACCGAACGCUUGAGCAAGAUCUGAGUCGCACACGGUUCCGCGAGGAUGUGAAUGCCAUGUAUUUCCUGAUCGUGCAAUAAAGAGCAAAGUUUUGAUGUUUUCACUGCCUAGAAGCACCCGGCAGCUUCGAAUUCUGAUGAGGAGGGAGG
Molecule: messenger RNA, 1474 nt
Organism: Polychytrium aggregatum
Lineage: Eukaryota; Fungi; Chytridiomycota; Chytridiomycetes; Polychytriales
Product: DHS-like NAD/FAD-binding domain-containing protein
Exons: 4
Coding region: 114-1349 (411 amino acids)
Molecular function (GO): NAD+ binding; histone deacetylase activity, NAD-dependent
Source: RefSeq, a predicted model, not a curated record